AUGUUGCCAUUCGACAUUGCUACCUACUACUACCGUAAAUCCCAUGAUGACGCCCUCGACGGAGAUCUACCGCGACGGGGGCCGUCAUAUCUCUCGCACCCAUCGCCAGUGAGGCGCAAACUGCGGCGGGAGGAGGACGCGGUGGCUGACACGGGGAAAGGCCGCAACGUCGUGUGCGGGUCUGCACUGACAGAUUGGCGUCCACCAAGAUGUUCAACCAGCACUCGGCAUCCCGGUGAGGCGGCUAUGUCGCGGCGGAGCAGAAUGGGGAAGAAGACGGUGAGCAUCCCGGGGAAAAUUAAGACGCUGGUUAACCUUGAUGUAAAUAGGGCACAAAUGUGGUUUCAGCGCCCGAGCCCAGCUGCUCCCGUUAUCCUCGGCGUUGGCUCCGCUAUGUGGAUCCGUGAAAGGUUGUUAGGAUUAAAGCGAGCUGUGGCACAGAAAGAAAAACGACCUGCGCUGGGGUCUUUAAAAAACGUCAGAGAAAGUGGUUGUAGUCCGCGGCAGCGACGGAGAAUCACCGGCGUGCAUGCGAUGGCGGACAACGGGUUUGAGUUCCUGGAGGGAGACAGACAGAAAGAAGAGGCAGAAAGAAUGCAGCUUGAGACGUUCUCCACCUUGUUUCACAGGACGGAAUACAAGCACGCCGCGCUCGCGUCCCACGUCGCGCUGCGCCUCCUCUCCGACAGCCCCGGCGACGACGGCGGGCCCAGCGUGCGGUUCGCCAACGGCGUGUGGGUCGACGCCGCCAUGCGCCUCAAGGUCGACUACGCUGCCCUCGUCUCCGAGCACUACCGCGCCCAGGCGCUCCCGGCGUCCUUCAAGGACAUGCCAGAGGAGGCGAGAACCCAGAUCAACCGGUGGUUCGAGAGCGCAACGGCGGGCCGGAUCAAGGGCCUCCUGCCCGAGGGCUCCAUCAACGGCGCGACGCUGGCCGUCCUCGGGAACGCGCUCUACUUCAAGGGCGCCUGGUGCCGCAAGUUCGACCCCCGGCUCACCCUCGACGACACCUUCCACCUCCCCGCCGGCGGCAGCGUCCGCGCGCCCUUCAUGUCGAGCAGAGACCGCCAGCAGCACGUCGCCUGCCGCUCCGGCUACAAGGUCCUGCAGCUGCCGUACGCGCGCGGCCGGUACUUUUCCAUGUACAUCUACCUCCCGGACGAGCGCGACGGCCUGCAGAGCCUGCUGCACAGGCUGGGGUCCGACCCGGCGCUGCUGGAGAGCUCCACGACGCUGACGGCCCAGGUCCCCGCGGCCUUCAAGGUGCCCAAGUUCACCAUCUCGUGCAAGACGAACGCGACCGAGCUGCUGCAGGACCUCGGCCUGCGCCUGCCGUUCGCGCCCCUCGCCGCGGACUUCUUGGAGAUGCUGGAUUCGGCGGCGCCGCUCGUCGUGUCGGCCGUCUUCCACCAGUCCUUCGUCGAGGUGAACGAGGAAGGGACGGAGGCGGCCGCGGCGACCGCCGUUGUUGCGUCCUUUGGCGCCGCGGCGGUGAGGACGCCGGUUCAGGUCGUGGACUUCGUGGCCGACCACCCGUUCAUGUUCUUGAUCAAGGAGGAGCUCAGCGGCGUCGUGGUUUUCUCCGGCCAAGUGGUCAAUCCGUUGGUUCCAUACUAA
Triticum aestivum (bread wheat) is the source of this 1617-nucleotide messenger RNA. Its product is annotated as serpin-Z1-like. Gene Ontology annotation, molecular function: serine-type endopeptidase inhibitor activity. The transcript is spliced from 6 exons. The record is from RefSeq and is a predicted model, not a curated record. NCBI's taxonomy places the organism in Eukaryota, Viridiplantae, Streptophyta, Magnoliopsida, Poales, Poaceae. Bases 1 to 1617 code for a protein of 538 amino acids.